Messenger RNA from Penicillium alfredii, 783 nucleotides. RefSeq names its product peroxiredoxin. Gene Ontology annotation, cellular component: cytosol; mitochondrion. NCBI's taxonomy places the organism in Eukaryota, Fungi, Ascomycota, Eurotiomycetes, Eurotiales, Aspergillaceae. The record is from RefSeq and is a predicted model, not a curated record. The transcript is spliced from 3 exons. Gene Ontology annotation, molecular function: thioredoxin peroxidase activity. Gene Ontology annotation, biological process: cell redox homeostasis; cellular response to oxidative stress; cellular oxidant detoxification. Bases 1 to 783 code for a protein of 260 amino acids.
AUGGCUUCCAUGAUCGCCCCCCAGAUGGCUUUCCGUGCAUUCACAGCGGCCCCGAAGGCUGCGCCAUGGGCCCGUCUCUCCCUGCCCCGUACCCAGCCCGCAUUCCGUCGGUUCUUUGCCGCGCCCGCCCAAGAGCAGCCGCGUCUGCGCUUGGGGUCGACCGCUCCCAACUUCAAGGCACUGACCACCAAGGGCGAGAUCGAUUUCCACGACUUCAUCGGCGACAGCUGGACCAUCCUGUUCUCGCACCCGGCCGAUUUCACCCCCGUGUGUACCACCGAACUCGGCGCCUUUGCGAAGCUGAAAAAUGAAUUUGAGAAGCGUGGUGUCAAGAUGAUUGGACUGAGCGCCAACGACAUCGGUUCCCACGGCGACUGGAUCAAGGACAUCAACGAAGUCGCCUCCACGGACGUCCAAUUCCCCAUCAUCGCCGACGCCGACCGCAAGGUCGCCUUCCUCUACGACAUGAUCGACCAGCAGGACUUGGACAACAUCGCCCAGAAGGGCAUUGCCUUCACCAUCCGCUCCGUGUUCAUCAUCGACCCCAGCAAGAAAAUCCGCCUCACCAUGAUGUACCCUGCCUCAACGGGCCGCAACUCUGCUGAGGUUCUGCGCGUGAUUGACUCGCUGCAGACCGGUGACAAGAAGGGUGUCACGACCCCGAUCGACUGGCAGGUGGGCGACGACGUCAUCGUGCCCCCCUCCGUGUCGACCCCUGACGCCAAGAAGAAGUUUGGCGAGGUGCGCGAGGUGAAGCCGUACCUGAGAUACACCAAGGCCUAA